AGGAAGGCAAUGAUGUUCCAGCACGGCUUCCUGCUCUGGCGGCAGCUCGUCCUGUCCCGAAACCUGCACCUGAGCGUGGCCCAGCAGAUGAGCCACUACGACGCCCUUGGCAUUGGAAAGAGGUCCACACAGAACGAAAUCAAGGCAGCCUACUAUAAACUGUCGAUGCUAUAUCAUCCGGAUAAGAACAAGGGCAGUGAGAGUGCCGCCAAGAAAUUCCGCGAGAUCACCCAAGCGUACGAGAUCCUGGGAAACUACAGGUUACGUCGCCUGUACGACAAGGGCAUCGUCCACACAGCCGGCUCGCAGUAUGCGCAGGAUAUCCACGACAUGGCUGAACCCGUGGUGGAGGAUGAUCCGGAGACCAAGUUCUACAAGUCACGUUUCCAGAAAUCCCGAGUCGCCGACUCAGAGGGACGGACGCCCAUUUAUGACUUUGACGAGUGGUCGCGUAGUCACUAUGGCAAGUCCUUUGACCGGAGACAGGCUGCCCAGGCCAAAUACGAUCGAAUUAAAGUGCAAAAGGAGUCAAACAAGAUAUCCAGCCAGACGGAUAUGGUUCUACUCUCCCUCCUCUUCGCCGGCGUGGCUAUAUACCUGAUGUUCCUUGCCGAGAGCUCGUACGACACGCCCAAACAGCGGGCGGAGCAGCGGCACCGAAGGGAGCGCGAGGAGCUUGAACGAGAAGAACAACUGACCGCUCGUAAGCAAUCAUAGGGGUUCUCUAGUCCAAUGUGUACAUAGAGUUAAGCUUUAAAUGUUUAAAUGAAUGAAAAUGGCUAUUUUUGUUGAUAAA
Molecule: messenger RNA, 796 nt
Organism: Drosophila serrata
Lineage: Eukaryota; Metazoa; Arthropoda; Insecta; Diptera; Drosophilidae
Product: dnaJ homolog subfamily C member 30, mitochondrial
Source: RefSeq, a predicted model, not a curated record